GAUUCACCUGCUUACCUAAAUUUCGUUUCGUAUUAUAUGGCCGAGAUACGUCAAUUUGUGCGUUACCCAUAAUAUAGAUUUCAAUCGCUUCUGCAAAGCUGUUUAGAAAAAAGAGACGUAUUUUUAACUGCAUGUUGUGUCUCACAUACUGACUACAGCGAGCUUUUUCACAAUGUGGCUCUAUGUCAUCACCAUAUUAAUUGGUUAUUGGACCUUAAAAUGGUUCUUAGAGAGGUUAAAGGUGGGCAAUUAUGGUGAAAAGUACGUCUUAGUAACCGGAUGUGAUUCAGGAUUUGGACACCUUUUAGCAAAAAGAUUAGAUGGUUUAGGAUUUCAUGUUAUUGCUGCCUGUCUGAAACAAGAUGCUGCAGCUGAAUUGAAGAAGAAGUCAUCCGAACGUCUUCAGACACUUCAAUUAAAUGUUACGUCCGAAGAUGAUAUCAAGACUGCACUCACCAAAGUGAAGUCAAUUUUACCUCCCAAUAAAGGUCUAUGGGCUGUUGUAAACAAUGCCGGUGUAGGUGGUGGUUUUGGAACUGUAGAAUGUUUAAACAGAAAAGACUACACAGAUAUAAUGGAUGUUAAUUUAUUUGGUGUAAUUGACGUCACAAAAACGUUUUUACCACUGGUGAGAAAGGAAAGAGGAAGGAUAGUAAAUAUGGCCAGCGUGUCUGGACGUUUAUCUGUGACGUUUACUCCUUACUGCAUCGCCAAAUAUGGAGUGGAAGCUUUCUCCGAUAGCUUAAGACGAGAGAUAUACCACCAGGGUAUUAAAGUGAGCAUAUUAGAACCAGGUUGUUUUAAAACAAAUAUACUCAACCCAACGAUGAUCAAGGACAUUUAUCAUAGAACAUUCCAGCAAGCAGAUGCUGAUUGUCAACAGUAUUAUGGUGAAGAGUUUAUCAAAGAAUGUAUCAACAACCUGAUCAGAUCAUCUAGUUCACCAGGGGACAUCAAUAUGGUGAUAGAUGCCUAUGAACACGCCAUUACUGCCAGAUACCCAAAAUAUAGAUAUAUUGUUGGGAACGAUGCUAAUUACAUCCACCGAUUUUUAUGGACUGUUCCAGAAUGGCUGUCUGAUUUUAUUUUGUGCUACAAUGCCCCUCGGCCGGCAGGGAUCAAAUAAAUCAUUGCUUCAACUUCACUUCUUGUUUCAACCAUUAUGUCAUUUGUAAAUUGAUUGUGGAAUCUCAAGUGCUGCCGUUUGUAUGGAUAUAUUGUUUUUCAUAAAAUACAGCUGAUGAUUUUUUGUAUAAUUCUGAAAUUUCAGUGAAAUGUUAUUUAAAGUAGCUAAGUCUCUAACUCAUUAUCAUCCAAAGUCUUCGACAUUAAAAACACAAAUCAUUUGUCAAUUUAAACCAACAUUGAUGCUGUAAUCUUACCGGAAAAGGAUUGGCUUCUGAUAUCCAAUAUUUAAGACAAAAUAAACAAUUUACCAUUGUGACGGUUAGCCAGUUCUGGACACUCGUUUAUUAAAAGUACACUUUUAAUUAUU
Patella vulgata (common limpet) is the source of this 1495-nucleotide messenger RNA. Its product is annotated as retinol dehydrogenase 7. The record is from RefSeq and is a predicted model, not a curated record. The transcript is spliced from 5 exons. Gene Ontology annotation, molecular function: oxidoreductase activity. Lineage: Eukaryota; Metazoa; Mollusca; Gastropoda; Patellidae. Bases 173 to 1126 code for a protein of 317 amino acids.